GGAAGGCGGUGCCUCCCUGCGCUUUCUCCAAAUAAGUCCCGAAAAGGGGCACUUUCCAGCAGCUGCGGCCAGCGGUGCCGACGUCAGGCCCUCCCCCAGCGGUGCUGACGUCGGCGGCCGGGCCGGGUGACCUCAUCGCCCCGACGGCGGCCGGGCCUGGGGCAGGGAGGAGCGGGGGCGGCACCGGCGCAGGCAGAGGCUCGGGGGCUGGGGCGCGGCUGCUGCAGCUUCACCAAAGCCGAUUCUAGCCAAGUCGAGCGCCCGCUGCGUGCGCCCCCGCGCCUCCUUGCCAUGGCCGGCCUCAACUCCCUGGAGGCGGUGAAACGCAAGAUCCAGGCGCUGCAGCAGCAGGCGGACGAGGCGGAGGACCGCGCGCAGGGCCUGCAGCGGGAGCUGGACGGCGAGCGCGAGCGGCGCGAGAAAGCUGAAGGAGAUGUGGCAGCUCUCAAUCGACGCAUCCAGCUCGUUGAGGAGGAGUUAGACAGGGCUCAGGAACGACUGGCCACGGCCCUGCAGAAGCUAGAAGAAGCAGAGAAGGCUGCCGAUGAGAGCGAGAGAGGAAUGAAGGUGAUAGAAAACCGGGCCAUGAAAGAUGAGGAGAAGAUGGAGAUCCAGGAGUUGCAGCUCAAAGAGGCCAAGCACAUUGCAGAGGAGGCUGACCGCAAAUACGAGGAGGUAGCUCGUAAGUUGGUCAUCCUGGAGGGCGAGCUGGAGAGAGCAGAGGAGCGUGCCGAGGUGUCUGAACUAAAAUGUGGUGACCUGGAAGAAGAACUCAAGAAUGUCACCAACAACCUGAAAUCGCUGGAGGCUGCCUCUGAAAAGUAUUCUGAAAAGGAGGAUAAAUAUGAAGAAGAAAUUAAACUUCUGUCUGACAAACUGAAAGAGGCCGAGACCCGUGCUGAAUUUGCAGAGAGAACAGUUGCAAAACUGGAAAAAUCUAUUGAUGACCUGGAAGAAAAACUUGCUCAGGCCAAAGAAGAGAACGUGGGCUUACAUCAGACACUGGAUCAGACACUAAAUGAACUUAACUGUAUAUAACCACAACAGAAGAGUCUUGUUCCAACAGAAGCUCCAGACCUCCGUUUCUUUCUCUUCUCUUGUAAGAAGUUUCUUUUGUUACUGCAUCUAAGCAAAUUAUGAGUAUGUGACCAAAUAUUUUGUAUCAGAGAAGCUUUGAGCAUCAGUUAAAUCUAAUUCCUUCCCCUCUUCCCCAAAUGGCACCAGAUUUUUUUAGCUCUAUUUUUAUCCUUAAAUUGCAUUUAUUCCUAAGCUAGUCAGGGUGUUUCCUAUUGAACAUUAGUCUCUUAAGACUGAGGGCAUAUGGUUUCUGGGAGAUUAAACAACCCCACACUUCCAAAACACAGACUCUAGUAUCUAUCUAGUCACUGGCCAAUUUAAAAGGUUGAAGAAUAGAACCACUGGGCCACCGUUGGACACACUAUAGGAGGCCAGGGACCAUCACAUUAAAAUGGGUGGGGAUUUUCCAUCCAGAGCAAAAAAAAGUUGGGGGAGAGGCUAUUGUGGGAAGUGAUAAACCAUAGAUAGAUCAAUCAUUUUGGCUCUUUUCCACACUCUACUGUGCAGAACAUCCUUUGAGCAAACAGUAUGAGAAUGCUUGGGAAAUAUAACAUUUACUCUUAUUUGAGGCCAUCCACUCAGCAGGAAUGAAUUCAGUCCUGUUCAGGAAGCCAUACCAAAAAGACUGCUAGCCUUCAAUAAUUGAGCAAGAGUAUUUUUCUCUUAAAUACCGGGCAGAAGGGUCCUCUCUGGCCGAAGAGAUAAUGUAAUCGGCCUAACUUAUCUCCUCUGUACUUUGGGAAUGGUAAAUUGAAGAUUUACUUAUUUAGGGCUUUAAUUCCUUCGUCAGGACCAAGUUAAUAAAAGACCAGGAAACUCCUGAUUCAACUGGAUAUGGAGUAUUCUGUAGACAGGGCUGCACAUUUUGGCUUUGUUACAUUUUUGCUUUCUUGGUUAACAUCUCAGCUGAAACAUUCCAUAUUCCCCAGCAGUGAGGGGGGUAACUCAAGUUUACAGUUCUGCCUAAAAAUCACCCUGAUUCUAGCUUUUUGGACUCCUCUGCCCCUCACUCCUAUUUAUUAUGCAUCACACUACCCAGGAGAUACACUAGCAAAUUGUGCAAUUGAAUAAAACCCACACUUUCCAUUUAGAUUCUUGCAACUGUAUCAUAUGUAAUAGUAUCACUUUUUCUACAUUUUGGUCAAAUAAAUUUUUACAUAAACUGUAA
This is a messenger RNA of Eptesicus fuscus (big brown bat), 2245 nucleotides long. It is a transcript of the gene TPM4, whose product is annotated as tropomyosin 4. The coding region runs from base 292 to 1038 and encodes 248 amino acids. The transcript is spliced from 8 exons. Lineage: Eukaryota; Metazoa; Chordata; Mammalia; Chiroptera; Vespertilionidae. Gene Ontology annotation, biological process: muscle contraction; actin filament organization. The record is from RefSeq and is a predicted model, not a curated record. Gene Ontology annotation, cellular component: actin filament. Gene Ontology annotation, molecular function: actin filament binding.